CCUGUUCAAGGAGAAAAGGCCGGAGGUUCCUUUACCUCACAAAGGUCAAAAGAGGAACAUGCCAUUUAAAAGUAACUAUGGAGACCACCUAGUCCGCGUGCCAUGACGGAGGAGGGCAAGGAGAAGAUAAUGGGAACGCGCCGCCCGACUCGGAGAGCCACGAACACUGUUUGGGCCGUUAAGGCGGUUGGCGGCAACUCUCCGCCCAGCGGCGGUUGCGUCGCAGCCCAGAGCGUGACUCGGCGCACGCUCUCUUUCCGCUCCUCCGCCCCCGCAGCCAUGCAGGCGGCGGGGGGCGGGGGGAACUACCGCUCCCAGGAGGCUCCGCGCGGCCUAGGGGGCUGGACCAGAGCUGGUGGAGAGGCCUGCGGAGAGCGGCGGGGAAGGGCCGUUUCCGGCAUGUUCAGCUCCGGACCGGGCUCCGCCGACAAGUGGAGGGCAGCGGAGGGACUCCAAUGCCCAGCGGGCCGUGCGCGGGAUGCGCUUGCGCGAUACGCGGACGGGGGGGCGGUCGGGCCAUUUAAAUGUGUGUUUGUGGGUGAAAUGGCUGCGCAGGUCGGAGCGGUGCGCGUAGUACGGGCGGUGGCGGCGCAGGAGGAGCCGGACAAAGAGGGGAAGGAGAAGCCCCACGCUGGGGUCUCGCCGCGGGGCGUGAAGCGGCAGCGCCGAGCGAGCAGUGGGGGGUCUCAGGAGAAGCGGGGGCGGCCGAGCCAGGACCCCCCUCUGGCUCCCUCUCACCGGCGGCGUCGCAGCCGCCAACAUCCCGGGCCGCUGCCGCCAACGAAUGCAGCCCCGACCCUCCCGGGCCCGGUGGAACCUCUGCUCCUGCCGCCGCCGCCGCCGCCUUCGCUGGCCCCCGCCGGGCCCGCCGUCGCCGCCCCGCUCCCAGCCCCGGGCACCUCGGCCCUCUUCACCUUCUCGCCCCUGACGGUGAGCGCGGCCGCCGGGCCCAAGCAGCAUAAGGGCCACAAGGAGCGGCACCGGCACCACCAUCACCGCGGCUCGGACGGCGGCCCCAGCUCCUGCGUCCCGGGCGAUCUCCGACACAAGGACAAGCAGGAAAACGGCGAGAGGGCCGGUGGGGUGCCCCUGAUCAAGGCCCCCAAGAGAGAAACACCAGAUGAAAAUGGUAAAACCCAGAGAGCUGAUGAUUUUGUUUUGAAGAAAAUAAAGAAGAAAAAGAAAAAGAAACACCGAGAAGACAUGCGAGGAAGACGCCUUAAAAUGUACAAUAAGGAAGUACAGACUGUCUGUGCUGGCCUGACGCGCAUCAGCAAGGAAGUCCUCACCCAAGGACAAGCAAAUAGCACUUCGGGAGUUAACAAGGAGUCCUUCAGGUAUCUGAAAGAUGAACAGCUGUGCCGAUUAAAUUUGGGCAUGCACGAGUAUCGGGUACCCCAGGGAGUACAAACACCUUUCAUGACCCACCAGGAGCAUUCUAUUCGUAGAAAUUUCUUAAAAACAGGUACUAAGUUUAGCAACUUUAUUCAUGAGGAACACCAGUCCAAUGGCGGUGCUCUGAUCCUUCAUGCGUACAUGGAUGAACUCUCAUUUUUGUCUCCAAUGGAGAUGGAGAGAUUUUCUGAGGAGUUUCUUGCUUUGACAUUCAGUGAAAAUGAGAAAAAUGCUGCUUACUAUGCUUUAGCAAUAGUGCAUGGGGCGGCUGCUUAUCUCCCGGACUUCUUGGACUAUUUUGCUUUCAAUUUCCCCAACACUCCAGUGAAAAUGGAAAUUCUGGGCAAGAAAGAUAUCGAAACAACCACCAUUUCAAAUUUCCACACUCAGGUCAACAGGACGUACUGCUGUGGCACCUACCGAGCAGGCCCUAUGCGGCAGAUAAGUCUUGUUGGAGCAGUAGAUGAAGAAGUUGGUGAUUAUUUCCCAGAGUUCCUUGAUAUGUUAGAAGAAUCACCAUUUCUGAAAAUGACUUUGCCCUGGGGUACACUUUCCAGCCUCCGACUCCAGUGUCGGUCCCAGAGUGAUGAUGGGCCCAUCAUGUGGGUAAGGCCAGGAGAGCAGAUGAUCCCUACAGCAGAUAUGCCAAAGUCACCCUUCAAAAGACGACGAUCAAUGAAUGAAAUAAAAAAUCUCCAGUACCUACCUCGGACCAGUGAACCCCGGGAAGUCCUCUUUGAAGAUAGGACAAGAGCGCAUGCUGAUCAUGUGGGUCAGGGGUUUGACUGGCAGAGUACUGCCGCUGUUGGGGUUUUGAAAGCUGUACAGUUUGGUGAAUGGAGUGACCAACCUCGCAUAACCAAAGAUGUGAUUUGUUUUCAUGCUGAGGAUUUCACUGAUGUUGUACAGAGACUUCAGUUAGACCUUCACGAACCUCCAGUUUCUCAGUGUGUGCAGUGGGUGGAUGAAGCCAAACUAAACCAAAUGAGGCGGGAAGGCAUUCGUUAUGCUAGAAUUCAGCUGUGCGACAAUGAUAUCUACUUCAUCCCCAGAAAUGUCAUUCAUCAGUUCAAAACGGUGUCCGCAGUGUGCAGCCUAGCCUGGCAUAUCAGGCUCAAACAGUACCACCCUGUUGUGGAAGCCACUCAGAACACAGAAAGCAGUUCUAACAUGGACCGCGAUUUCACUGGAAAGCGAGAAUUAGAAGUUGACUCCCAGUGUGUGAGGAUAAAAACGGAACCUGAAGAAACAUGCGCAGAGAUGCAGCUUUUCACAACCGCUUCAUCUUCCGUCCCACCUUCAUCAGAACUGAAUCUGCAGCCAGACCAGAUGACACAGCCUGUCCCGGUGUUAAAGGUGGGAAGUAGACUGGACUCCGAGCAGCAACACAAGCUACAGGAACAUUCAAGCACUCCUGUGUGAUAUAUCCGAUUUCCCCAUCUCCCACUUGCCAUCCAGCAGAUGCCACCUGUCAUCUGAGCUGGUCAUUGCUAAUACACAAGGAGUCUGUCUCCUGACAGCCAGCACUGUGUUUAAUCACUCAGGAACCAGCGGAUCUGCAAAGACCUACAAUCAAAAGCAAAUCCCCACUUUCCUUUGACACAUUCUACCCUCACCUCCAAUAUUAACACAUUAAAAGAGUAUAAAAAUGUUUAAAAUCAUGUACUAAUAAAUUCAUUGUAUGUUAGAAUUGCAAUAGGAUGGAGAGAGAAACAUUUAGCUAGUAAUGUAUCUGGAAACUGAAUGUCCUAUGUGAGUGAGUAUUAGAUUUUAAUAGCAUGCUUUAAAGACUGAGCAAUAUAAAAGCCCAAGUUUUGAGUUUCUUACUGCUUUCCAAGCUGUAUCCUAGUUUAGUGAUACAAAUGAUUGCAACUUUUCUAACUCAUUAAAUUAUUUGGUUUGGUGGAGUGAGGCAUGGAGCAAACUGGCGUCUUCUGAUUUGUAAAGUAUUGAUGGCAGUGAAGUUGUAACUGAAAUUUAAGCUGAUCUUCCUUUUUGGUAUCUUAUCCGUUGUGCCAACUCUUUGAGAUUACUUGCAGAAUGUGGCUAUAAGUUUUAGUAUUUUAUGGAGCAGCGGUCGCCAACCUUUCGGACCUCACAGACCAUCAGUGGUCCACGGACCACCGGUUGGUGACCGCUAUUGUGGAGCACAUAUUUUUAAAUGUGCUUAUGGAAAGGACCCAAUAUGUGAGUAUUUCUAAUGUCGUAACUAGAACGAUUUUAUGGUAUUCAUGAAUAAGGAUAAAAGUCUUCCCCCUGCCCCAGAAGUCAUUCUAUAAUUACACCAAGAUAUGCUAGGAGUAGGGUUAGGAUUCAAAGCGGUAUUCCAAAUUCAUAAAGCAAUAAUAAUAAAAACCUACAUGAGUUUCCCCCUUCAGAAUUUUAACUCUUUAAGAAGGAAUUCCUAGGCUUACUUGUGCGUUUAUUAAUUUGCUUAUUCAGCACUUAACAAUUUGUUUCAUUGGUACUUCAUUAUUUUUAAAGACUUUUGAAAGGUGCCCUUCCCCCUUAGAGACAGUUGGAAUAUCAGAUGAUUAAUAUUACAAGCUCUUGUAGUAGGAAAAAGGAGCUUAUUUAAUAAAAUUCUUUAAACGUUAGGAAAAGAUGUCUUGCAUCAUCUUGCAUCAGUCUUAAGAGGCAUAAAGUUCACACUUUUGCUUAUUGCCUUCCCCUCUAUAAAUAUUGUCUAGAAUGAAAGCUAAUUUAGGAACAAGACUCCAAAAUUCAAGAAAACCCUUAGUGAAUAUAUUCUUGAUCAUUAAUAUUAGCCCAUAAUAUAUUUUCAUCUGUAUUUGCCAUUAAAAAUUGGUGUUUAUGCCUUCAGGA
Myotis lucifugus (little brown bat) is the source of this 4221-nucleotide messenger RNA. It is a transcript of the gene RSBN1, whose product is annotated as round spermatid basic protein 1. The transcript has 8 exons. NCBI's taxonomy places the organism in Eukaryota, Metazoa, Chordata, Mammalia, Chiroptera, Vespertilionidae. Bases 103 to 2817 code for a protein of 904 amino acids. Gene Ontology annotation, cellular component: nucleus. The record is from RefSeq and is a predicted model, not a curated record.